AUGCCACCCUCUCCUUUGGCAGCUCACUCACUAGGCCAAAAAAGAGUUGUCUUCAGUGAUAAUAAUGAGAUUAUAUUCAGAAAUAUUGACACUUCCGAUUUUGCUGCUACAUCAACUGAUGCUGGUACCAGACAUAAUAAAAAGGUCAAGUUUUAUUCUCAGCCAAUGACAAGAAAUACUGCAUUUCCUGAGCCUCCUGCUAUUGGGAAACUUCCCAGUUAUUCAGACUUUCCAUCAAUGAAUCCCAAGAUUAUUAAGAAAAGGGAUCCAAGGUUCAACUCUUUCAAAACAUGGUCUGGUAAACUUGAGAGACAAUUAACAAAUUUGCGUGGAAAGAACCAGGAAGCACAGCAAGAGUCGAAUACUGCAGAGAGAGAAAAUAUCCCUGUACAUCGAUACUUUGAUGCGUUGGAGGGACCAGAAUUGGACACUCUACGGGCUUCUGAGCAAAGUAUUCUUCCAGAGGACAGGAAAUGGCCAUUUCUUCUUCGAUUCCCUAUUUCUUCCUUCGGUAUCUGUCUUGGUGUUAGUAGCCAAGCUAUUAUGUGGAAAGCUCUGGCCACUUCUCCCUCAACAAAAUUCCUCCACAUAAGCUUGAACAUGAAUCUUGUCCUUUGGUGCAUAUCUGUGGCCCUUAUGGCCAUUGUUGCUUUCAUUUACGCUCUGAAAAUCAUUUUCUACUUCGAAGCAGUUCGUCGGGAAUACUAUCACCCGAUACGUGUUAACUUCUUCUUUGCUCCCUGGAUAGCACUUCUAUUCUUAGCACUAGGAGUUCCACCAUCAGUUACGAAAAACCUGCACACAUCUCUGUG
Messenger RNA from Nicotiana tabacum (common tobacco), 812 nucleotides. The record is from RefSeq and is a predicted model, not a curated record. NCBI's taxonomy places the organism in Eukaryota, Viridiplantae, Streptophyta, Magnoliopsida, Solanales, Solanaceae.